UUGGCCAGCAGCAAACAUUGCAUGACUGAGCCAUAGUUUUUCCGGGAAGAGGCUGAUGGGAGAGAGAAGGACAGCAAACUGAAGACGGGGGCAUAUAAAGGAACUUCAUGAAGUGGAUCAUGGCCUCAUCAGCCAGUUACUGAUGGAGUCUGAGGAGAAUCUCACCGUAUGCACAGAGAAAAUACCACCCCCCUCUCCAUAUAACUGGAGUACAGAUUGGAGCUUUUGGAUCUCAAGCUCUACUUACAAAUACAGGAAUGAAGAAUUUAAAAGACAGUUCCCACACCUACCAGAUUUGGAAAGGCUUGUUGUAGAUUAUGCCUGUGCCCUCCAGAAGGAUAUCCUCCUUCAAGGACGCCUGUAUCUCUCUGAAAACUGGCUGUGUUUCUACAGCAAUAUAUUCCGAUGGGAGACCACGAUUUCUAUUGCGUUGAAGGAUAUAACCUUCAUGACAAAGGAGAAGACAGCUCGGCUCAUCCCAAAUGCCAUCCAGAUUGCUACUGAAGGAGAGAAGUUUUUCUUCACUUCAUUCAAUGCUAGGGACAGAAGCUAUCUCAGUGUCUUUCGAUUAUGGCAGAAUGCAUUGUUGGAAAAGAGACUGACAAAGCAGGAGUUCUGGCAGCUUGUCCAGCAAAGCUAUGGCUCUGAGCUGGGCUUGAACACCGAAGAAAUGGAAAAUUUUUAUUCAUCAUCUGAGGAGAAUGGACACUCUAGAUCCAGCCUUUGUGAUGAAUCUGGGGAGAAGGAUGAAAAGCCAUCUAAAGCUGUUGGUGUAAUUCAAGAGCCUGAUAUUCAGAUACUUGAAACUGAGUCUCUUAAUGGAAACGUGCUAACAGAAGAUGCUGAGCCAGAGGAAUCUCACUGUGAUAAACCAGAGAGAAGGAGUUCUUUGCGGUCUUCAGAAAGGAAGCCAGCUGAUUUAGCACAACACAAACAUUCAGGGCAGCUACCAGACCUAAAUGAGAAUUUCUCUCCUGAGAAGAGCAGUGCCUCAGAAAGUGAUGGUGAAGCUGAGGAGACCAUCCUAGAGAAUGAGCUCCUUGGAAAAAUCAUUGUUAAUCGGGUCUUCCAUAUUGGUGCAGACAGAAUGUUUGAGAUGCUUUUCACCAAUUCCCAUUUCAUGCAGAGAUAUCUCAGUAGUAGAAGUAUAACAGAUACAGUACAGACUCCUUGGAGCAGAGAUGCUGGAGGGAAUCAGCUGAGGACCGUGACAUACACUCUUGGGCUCAAAAAUCCUCUCAUUGGGAAAUUCACAACUGUGACUGAAAAGCAGGUCCUGCAUAAACAAAGCCACAAAGGUCAAAUGUAUCGGGUAGACGCAGACGUGUUCACGCAUGAUGUGCCCUACCAUGAUUAUUUCUACACUGUGUAUACUUACUGCAUCACCCGUAUGUCCAAUCAGGAGUGCAGACUGCGGGUUUCCUCAGAUGUGAAAUAUAAAAAGCAACCAUGGGGACUUGUCAAGAGCAUAAUAGAGAAGAAUACGUGGGGUGGGUUACAAGAAAGUUUUAAGCAUCUUGAAUCGGAACUGAUUAUGGAAGAAUACACAGUAAACAAACCAAUAGAGGAUCCAACAAAACUUGGUGUCCUAAGGAGGAGGAGAUGGACUUUGCAGCGAAAUAUGGGGGAGAUCCUUCCUAAACGCUCCUCACAGUAUUCUGCUGGGGAUGCAGGUUUGCCUUCCCGUGCCGAUACAGGACCCAAAAAGGAUGCUAAAAAUAAGACCAUCACCAUCAUAGUGAUAAUGAGCAUUUUUUUGCUCUUACUGGUUUUGCUUAAUGUGACAUUAUUCCUCAAACUGUCGAAGAUUGAAAAUGCAGCUCAGUCAUUUUAUCGUGUUCACCUUCAGGAAGAAGGAUCUGUAAAUUUAGCCCUGAAUAUGGCAUCAGGAGAGAAAAUCCCACCGCAUGAUACAGACAAAGUCCAGCAUGUGAAAGGGGUGCUGAGAGACUCUAUAGCAUUACUCGAACAGCUGAAGAAUUCCCUUUCUAAACUCCAAAGCAGCUUUGAUCACCUGAACAAGACCAAAAAUGGGAAGCCUGAAAGUUGAUGUCACCAAAACAGAUCAUUAAGGAGACUGAAGAUAUUGUUUUGGUGAUGAAACGAUCAAACUUUUUUUUCCCUUUCAAUUUUUGCACAGGACUCAACUUGCACAUCUAAUAAAGAAAUAUCUAUAACAUUUAUUUUGUUUUUUAAAAUUUCCUGUUACUCUGUGAAUCCUCUUGGUCCACUUGACAUCUUUUUGGAAAUAGUUUCCUGAACUGUGAAUGAGUAACAAGAGGGUCUGGUAAUUAUGUGAUUGGCAAAUAGCAGAGAAAAUCCUUGGCAAAAGCAGUAUGAUAUGCAAAGAGAUAGAGGUUUUGAAGGAUCAUUAACAUCAUGAAAAAAGAUAUAAUAUAGAUUUUACAAAAGUUGUCACACCUGAAGAUUCUCUAUAUACUCAACAACUCUCAAAAACAGGUGGUUUUUGUCCCAGAUUUCUUUGUAGAUUCCCCUCCCCCCCAAUCUCUUAAGGGUCACUGCAAUUCUACCUCCUCCUAUCCACUAUCAUUUCAGUUCUCAGGAUUUCUCAGGGAGUGUCCAUAUGUAUAAGAAUGCUAUGUCAAAAGUCCUGAGCCCUGAAUUAUUUUUAAAGACAACACUAAUUGUAUUCAUCUGAAUUUUGUAUAUUGAUUGCACCAAGCCCUUUGUAAAACAAACAUCCAGGUUUAAUGUUUCACAGAGUGGCAAUCCAAUUCUCUGAUCAGGUUUGAUUUAUCUUGUAGCACAAAUAGAAUCCCUAGCUGUGUUUUGUUAAGUGGCAUGAAAUGGAAAUGUUCUUGUUUGUGCUACAACUGAGUUAUGGCACGACCAGCUACUGGAGAAACGCAACAGUCUUUCUAAAGAAAGUUUCUGGAAGAGCAGAACAACUGUACAACCCACAGGAGAGUUACAGCCUUCCAGGCAUACUGACUUAGGAUGUAAUGCUGCUUAAGGAUUGCACAGCAAACUGAACAGAAAAUGUGGGUGCCCAUAAAAUCAUGGACACGCUAACCUGUAAACUAGAACUGUGACUUCUGUUCUAGGUUUUAAUUUCCACUAGCCUUUCUUCAAAAAGUGCCUUUCUCAUGGUUUGUAUAGAAAAAUAGCUUUAACAGCUGGACCAAAACUAUCCAGGUUUUUUUCCCUAAAAACCAAAAAUGUACUUGGUGUACCGUGCAGAGAGAAAUGUAUGGGACUAAUUAGUGUCAAGCGAGGCAUUUCACAGAAUAUAAAGCAUAAGAGCAGAAAUCCUAAAUAGAUAAAUGAAGACACUUUCUGUGAUAUGUUAGGAUUCUAUGUUCUCCUUUGUGAUUUUUUUUGUAUUUGAAAUGAAUGCCAUGUUGGUCAUUUUAUAUAAAAAUAUGGAGAUAAAUGUAUGUUAUAUAUGGGAAACUUUGUAACAAGUCAAACAUGUUUCUGU
Molecule: messenger RNA, 3442 nt
Organism: Gekko japonicus
Lineage: Eukaryota; Metazoa; Chordata; Lepidosauria; Squamata; Gekkonidae
Gene: GRAMD1C
Product: GRAM domain containing 1C
Exons: 18
Coding region: 143-2050 (635 amino acids)
Biological process (GO): intracellular sterol transport
Cellular component (GO): endoplasmic reticulum membrane; plasma membrane; endoplasmic reticulum-plasma membrane contact site
Molecular function (GO): sterol binding; sterol transfer activity
Source: RefSeq, a predicted model, not a curated record